AUGGACGCAGCCCCAGGCCUGCUGCUGGCGGAGGCUCGCCGCGCCGCCGCGGCGGCGGAAAACGAGGGAGUGCUCACGAAGCGCAUCUGCGACCAGCGCACGCUGCAGCACUGGAAGCUGUCGGCUUCGCACGCCGCCCUUAUGCAGUUUGCGAACGACCUAGCCGAGGCCGUUGUCGGCCGCGCGGUGUCGGACACAUGCGAGGAGCGGCCGGUGAUCGGCGCGCUCCUGGCCGAGUUCGACGCGAUGGCAGCGUGGAUCGACGAGAUCCCGCCAAUCCAGCAGGCGAUGCGCUAUGGGAACAAAGCCUUCAAGGCGUGGCACGCGCGGAUGGCGGAGCGCGCGCCGGCCCUGAUGGCGGAGCUGCUGGAGCAGCGCGCGGCGCCGGAGAGCGGCGCGCCAGCAGCGCCGGCCGACGCGGCCGCGGAGCUCGCCGCCUACUUCGCCGAGGCGUUUGGGUCGCCGACCAGGAUCGACUACGGGACGGGGCACGAGCUGCAGCUCCUCGCCUGGCUCCGCGGCCUCGAGCUGAUGCAGGUGCUCGAUCCGGCAGACAGGCCCGCCGUGGUGCUGCGUGUCUUUGAGCGGUACCUGGCGCUGAUGCGGCGGCUCCAGACCACGUACUGCCUCGAGCCGGCCGGCUCGCACGGCGUGUGGGGGCUCGACGACUACCAGCACCUCGUGUUUGUCUUUGGCGCGGCGCAGCUGGUCGGGCACGCGCGGAUCCAGCCGUCGUCUAUCCACGACGAGGAGCUGCUCGCCGAGGCGGGGGCGGACUACCUCUACCUCGCCGCCGUCGCCUUCAUCCGCAAGGUCAAGAAGGGGCCCUUUGGGGAGCACUCGCCCUACCUGAACGACAUCUCCGCCAUCGACUCGUGGGACAAGGUGGUCAAGGGGCUGCUGCGCAUGUACGAGGGCGAGGUGCUCGGCAAGCUGCCGGUCGUGCAGCACCUCCGCUUCGGCGCGCUCCUGCCAUGGGCGACCCCGUACAACGACUGA
This is a messenger RNA of Emiliania huxleyi CCMP1516, 999 nucleotides long. RefSeq lists its product as hypothetical. Gene Ontology annotation, biological process: mitotic spindle organization. The record is from RefSeq and is a predicted model, not a curated record. Gene Ontology annotation, cellular component: nucleus; cytoplasm; protein phosphatase type 2A complex. Gene Ontology annotation, molecular function: peptidyl-prolyl cis-trans isomerase activity; protein tyrosine phosphatase activator activity. Lineage: Eukaryota; Haptophyta; Isochrysidales; Noelaerhabdaceae. Bases 1 to 999 code for a protein of 332 amino acids. The transcript has 3 exons.